AAUAAAAAGACCUAAUCGUCUCUUUUCUUAACAAUGAAAUCUACAGCAGAAACAAGGCAAAGAGAAUCUCCAUCUCGAGGCUGGUUUGUUCUCAAUAAGGCGAAAAGUCUCAGCCGCUAUGAGUUCCGAUAUCAAACAAAAGAAGAAGAAAACGAAUUCAUCUCCUCCAUCAUUGUUGUCUCUUCCAGAAGAAAUCAUUGUAAACUGUCUAGCUCGAAUAUCGAAAUCGUACUAUCCAAAACUCUCCCUAGUCUGCAAGUCCUUCUGCUCUUUGCUCUUAUCCAUGGAGCUCUACGUGGCUAGACUGGAACUCGGAACACAUGAAAACGUCCUUCACGUCUGCUUUCAGUUGCCGGAUAAAACCCGUCCCUCGUGGUUUAGUCUCUGGUUAAAACCUGACCAAACCCUAACCAACAACAUCGGUAAGAAGAAGAAACAGAACUCCAGUGGUAAUACUUUGUUGGUUCCAAUACCCUCGUCCUAUUCUCCACGUGUACCGAUGUUCACAUGUGCGGUUGGUUCAGAUUUAUACGCUAUCAGCAAAUACAAUAUUACCCCGUCCUCUGUUAUGUGGGUCCGUAAUACGAGUACUUACGCGUGGCGUCAAGCCCCUAGCAUGACGGUGGCUAGAGCUAAUGCCAUUGCGUGCGUGUUUGAUGAUAAAAUUUAUGUGAUGGGAGGUUGCGUUGCGGACGAAUCCACGUGUUGGGCUGAGGUUUUCGAUCCAAAGACUCAAACAUGGGAACGGUUACCUGACCCUGGAGCUGAGCUACGCGUGUAUUCGAUUAAGAAAGUGGAGGUGAAACUAGGAAAGAUAUACGUUAGGUGCACUGAUGAGAUGGAAUGCGUUUAUGAUCCGAAAGAAGGUAAAUGGGAUAUUCCAACAAAAGAAUUUGUGAUCGAAAGUGAAUGUGACAUAGAUAAUGUAAGGUAUCGAUGUGGUCGAGAAAGUUGCUUGUGGUAUGACGUAAAGCAUGAUGAAUGGAAAGCUGUUAAGGGUUUGGCUACACUGAAUGGGAACCGUCGUUGUUGUUUUGUUGAAAUAGCUAACUACGGUGGGAAACUGUUGAUCUUGUGGGGAAAGUUUGCGCCGCCUCGUCGGCAAAACAAGAACAUUUGGUGUGCGGUGAUUGCGCUUGAAAGGCGCAACAACGGUGAUGAAGUUUGGGGAAAGGUUGAGUGGGCUAGUGUUGUGCUUACGGUUCCUCGAUCAUAUGUUUUCUUGCGAUGUGAAGUGAAACCGGUCUGAUAAAAUAUUUGUGAUCAUGCUUUUGUUUUGAGUCUGUUAAUUUGACCAUCGA
This is a messenger RNA of Raphanus sativus (radish), 1301 nucleotides long. RefSeq names its product putative F-box/kelch-repeat protein At4g39756. NCBI's taxonomy places the organism in Eukaryota, Viridiplantae, Streptophyta, Magnoliopsida, Brassicales, Brassicaceae. The transcript is spliced from 2 exons. Gene Ontology annotation, molecular function: protein binding. Bases 119 to 1249 code for a protein of 376 amino acids. The record is from RefSeq and is a predicted model, not a curated record.